This is a messenger RNA of Entamoeba invadens IP1, 1014 nucleotides long. RefSeq lists its product as hypothetical. The transcript has a single exon. Bases 1 to 1014 code for a protein of 337 amino acids. The record is from RefSeq and is a predicted model, not a curated record. NCBI's taxonomy places the organism in Eukaryota, Evosea, Mastigamoebida, Endamoebidae.
AUGAAAGAAAAAGUCAAAUUGAUGUCUAAAGAGUGUAAGAUCAUCAAUUUCUACAAUUUUGGGUCGAUCAAGAUCAGCUAUCCUGGAGAGAAAAAGAAGAACACAGAGAAAAAAGAGGCGGAGAAAAAGAAAAAGAACACCAAACAGACGAAACCCAAGAAUCAAUGCAAAAAAAAAGAAAAAAAGGAGAAAAGUAGCGAAAAACUUCAAGAAAAAAUCGAGGAAAACAGAGACCAAGAUAUUUUGAAAAACACAUUUACAACUUUCGAUGACUUUCCUGGAAAAGUCAACGAAUCACUCAUUUCACAAGAUAAUGAAAUUGGAACGACAGGUAAUAAGAGGGACGAAAAAAGAGAAAAAACCGACUGCACAACAGCAGCCAACGCGGAAAAGGCGGUUGAACUUUGUACACCCGAAGAGAAACAAGGUGCGUUGACAGAAAAACACAAAGAGAAGCGUCUUGAGGGCAUACCAAACGUAGAGAUUUCACAAGAAUGCAGUUUUAAAGGAAUUCCUGCAAUUGAAAAGACUCUGUACAUGAGGCACCGAUCGUAUUUGAAUGCAUGGACAAAGUGCACAUCGUUCGACCAAAUUUUCGAUAGUAACGAUUCGGGGUUGACCACUGCGGCGUUUAACGAAAAGGUUGGUGGACAAAAAAAUGUACUAUUAUUGAUCUUUAGCAAGAAGGGAUACCUCUUUGGGUCGUUCCAUUCAUCCGUCCCAACAGAGCCAUCGAUGCUUAGAGACGACCCAAAGCACUUUGUCUUUUCGCUGUCCUCUCCGUUUUUGGAAACACCCACACAGUUUAUGGGAAAUGGGAUAUUGCACACACAUAGUUCGGAGGACGACUCGACUGUGUUUGACUUGUUUUCAGGGUACUCAGUUUAUGAAAACAACACCGUGAUGGUCUACUCAACGUUUGCACAGGCUUACGGCUCCGACCCGAAGAACCUCCUUGGUAAGAUAAAUUCCAAAACAACAAUCAACAAGUUAGUCGCAUUCACUUGCAUCUAA